UCAUUAUCGGUCAGUUGAGCAGGAACAGAGAGAGACAGUCAGAAACUGGGAGUUUGAAGGAGAAACUAAAUACACAAUAGUGAAGUAUGUGACAGUCAUGUUUGAGCAUAGUAUCAACGACAAGCUUGUCUAGUUUAGAUUAAAGAUGCUUUUUUAGUGUAAGGAUUAAAUAGGAACGUUGGCUGUAACAAUAGUGCUGUUUACUCUACAUAACUGGUUUGAUCAUGCGGCACAUUUUGCUUUUAGUAUUGCUGUGUGUGGUUCCUAUAUGGGGACAAACCAAUGAUACUUCUACACCAUCACUUCAGGAAUCUAAUCCCCCUGAUGUUAAGAGUGUUGCAGAAAUCAAUCGAACAGAGUCUGAGAUAACUUUACAAUGGGAAAAAGUCAAUGGCAUUUGCACUUAUUUGCUGAAAUACAGCAAUGUACCAGAGAUUCCAAUCAAUGGAUCUGUUACUGAUUCUAAUGUGACACAUAAAGUGUCGGAUCUGACUGCUGGGACUCGAUACUUCUUUACUCUCUACACUGUUAUAAGUGAAUUGAGGAGCAAUGGAUUUAACUUCACCGCUGUAACUGCUCCAUCUGAUGUCAACAGUGUAGAAGUAAUUGCUCGAACAGAGUUUGAUUUAACUUUACAAUGGAAUCAAGUCAACACCAAUUACACUUAUAUGCUGAAAUUCAGCAAUGGAACAGACACAGGAUCACAAAUCACUAGAUCUGAAACUGAUUCUGUAGUGACACGUACAGUCUCGAAUCUGUCUGCUGGGACUCUGUACUCCUUUACUCUCUACACUGUGUUUGAAGGAGUGAGCAGCAGAGGAUUUAACUUCUCCAAUGUAACUGCACCAUCUGAUGUCAAGAGUGUUGAAGUAAUUGCUCGAACAGAGUUUGAUUUAACUUUACAAUGGAAUCAAGUCAACACCAAUUACACUUAUGUGCUGAAAUUCAGCAAUGGAACAGACACAGGAUCACAAAUCACUAGAUCUGAAACUGAUUCUGUAGUGACACGUACAGUCUUGAAUCUGUCUGCUGGGACUCUGUACUCCUUUACUCUCUACACUGUGUUUGAAGGAGUGAGCAGCAGAGGAUUUAACUUUUCCAGUGUUACCGAGCCAUCUAAUGUCGACAGUGUGUCUGUGAUGCACCGCAAUGACACCAACAUGAUCUUACAAUGGAACAUGGUGACAAACAGGGACAACAACACAUACAACUAUACACUGGGAUACAGAAAAGAAUCAUGGGAGAAAACCAUAACUAUCCCUUCAGAUGAAAAUUCUGUGAUCAUAUCAAAUUUAAUUCCUGCAUCAAAUUACAGCUUCACUCUGUACACACUGUUUGAGAAUGUGACAAGUAAUGGAUACAACUUCACUAACUCCACAACUCUAUCUGAAGUAACUCAAGUGAGAGUGACACAUCGAUCACAGAAUCAGUUGACUAUUGAAUGGGAUAAACUGAACUUUAACUACACCUAUAACUACACCUUGUAUCAAAGUGAUGGAAAGAUGGUAAAUUUCACUGGAUCACAGAGCGAUGUGUUUACAUAUGAAUGCUCAUCUCUCACCCCAGGAACUGAAUACAAUUUUACACUCUUCACUGUGGUCAAUAACGUUAAAAGUUCAGGAUACAUCUUUAAGAAUGUUACCACUAUUGACUGUGUGCCCAUUAACUGGAAAGUCACCAACUCAUCAAUAACUGCUCAAGUGGAAGGCUGCACAAGUGUAACAGCUAAAAACAGCACAGACAGUGAACAGAGUGGCAGUGUAGAGAAGAACAUUGUGAACAUUGACCAUCUUUAUGCUGGAGCAAAGUACACUGUUUUACUGUGGUAUGACUUGGACUCAGAGAAACUUCUACAGUGUAAACAUAAUCUGACGUUAGUUCCAAAUUGCGUAUCUCAUCUUCGCUGUGAAUAUUUCUCUGGAGGUUAUGGUCUGGCUGUAUUUUGGAAUGCUCCAUUUGGAGUUGUGGAAGUCGUGCAGGUGGAUGUUGAUGGACGAAGUUUCAACCAGUCACACAAUAGACAGGAUGUUAAGGGUUUGCAAGUUGCCCAGUGGUACAAAGUGGCAGCUACAUCAAUCUCUGGAGACUUGAGUAGUGAUAGAGUAACAGUCAACUGUCAAACUGACCCAAAAGGAGUUAUUGCAGGAGUGCUAGUGUUUUUCCUGUUGCUCAUCAUUAUUUGUGUUGGGGUCUUUAUAUGGUUCCGCACACUAAAGCAGACUAAAAGGUCCAACCUGCCCAUGGAGUCCAAAAAAGUACAUAAAAUCAAGUACAAACCAAUUCCCCUGGAGAAAUUUCCAGAACAUUUUCAAAAGAUGAGUCGUGAUGAGAAUAGAGGUUUCAGUGAGGAAUAUGAGGACUUGAGUUCAGUUGGUACUGAGCAGUCUCGAAGUGCAGCUCUCCUGCCUGAAAACAAGAACAAAAACCGAUUUUCCAAUGUUUUAGCCUAUGACUGCUCUAGAGUGCAUCUCACUAUAAAUGAUGAGGGCGAUUCUGAUUAUAUCAAUGCCAACUACAUGCCUGGUUUUGGCAGUACCAACAGGGAGUACAUCGCUGCUCAAGGUCCCCUCCCCAAUACUGUCAAUGACUUCUGGAGAAUGAUCUGGGAGAAAAGAUCACGGGUUAUCGUCAUGGUAACCAACUGCAUUGAGAGCGGAAGGACCAAGUGUGAGCAGUACUGGCCCCUGGACUACACAUCAUGUCUCUAUGGAAAUCUGCUUGUCACAGUCAUAUCUGAAGACAAAGCUCAAAGUUGGACUUUGCGAGAAUUUACUGUCAAAAAUAAACAGACCUCUGAGAUGCGAACAGUAAGACACUUUAACUUCACGGCGUGGCCGGAUCACGGUGUUCCGUUAAGCACAGAGGAGCUGAUCCGAUUCAGAGGACUCGUCCGCCAACGCAUUGAGAGCUCUUCCUCUGCAGGACCAACUGUUGUACACUGCAGUGCUGGAGUGGGCCGUACUGGAACACUGAUCGCGCUGGACGUCCUACUACAGCAGCUGCAGACAGAGAAGGCAGUGGGCAUCGCUGCGUUCGUCCAUAGCAUGAGACUCAACAGACCGCUCAUGGUGCAAACUGAGUCUCAGUAUGUGUUCCUGCACCAGUGCAUCAUGGACACCCUGCAGCCCAAGACAGAGUCUCUCUACGAAAACUCAGACAUGAUCUACACCAACGCAAUGGCUUUGAAAGAAUAUGAAAAGGGAAAUCGAAACUACAAUGAAAACAUAUGCUAGAUCAUCACAAUGAAAUGUCAUAUUAUUUAUGUAUGGUUAUCAAAAACCUUUUCAUAAUGUAAAAGAUGACAUUUUUGUCAGUAUAAUGCAGUCACAUUCAAUGCCAUUUAUAGUCAACCUUUUAAAGACCCGUUGAAAUGGCAAAAGCACAGUUUUCUGUCCUGUUUUGAUGUCUUUCCUGUUUAAUCAGGAAGUGAGGCGGGACAUAUUUGGAAGCCAUUCCUUAAUAGUAAAACAUGAUUUGCUACUUGCUAGUCAGUUCCAGGUGGUAUCAUGGAGUCAGAAAUUGGCUGGUUAGCAUGUUCCUGUUAGGUACCCUGCUGGUUGUUGCUGGAAUUACACCCUAUAAUGGCAAAACACAUGUUCUCCAUUGACAGCCAUCAUGUUCUCUGAUGAAAUAUUUUUUCCCCAAGAAACAGUCAAUGACUGUUAUUUUAUUACAUUAUAGUACAUCUUUUACCAGUUUCUGUUUUUGAAGGGCUCUUAAAAGUAUGAAAUGGACACUGAGAUGAAUGGGAAUGCUAAUGGAUAGCUUUCUCCACAUAUUUUAGAAGCUCCUUGAUUGGAAUUAGGGCAAAGGGACAAUCUCAUUCUAGACAGUAUUUGAUUGGACAAAAUCUUUGUAGUGCAAGAUGAGUUGUCAAUAUUUUGUAUCUGUAAAUCAUAAAUGUGUAUAUUUAUGAAUCUUUUAUUUAAACACUCCACAGCUAUUAGAUUGUGAGUUUGAUUUACAUGACUGAAUAAUAUUGGCCAUGAUAUUUUUUUAGCCUAAGCUAUAAGCACUAAGAAUUUAUAUUUAAACUAAAUAAAACUACCAGUCUUUAUUUAUCUAAAUUUCUGUGUAUAUUGUCUUGUUGUCUGAAAUGUAAUGUUUGCUUUAUGUGAGACUAAGGUAAAAAUAGCAUAGUUUAAAUGCCACUUAUUUUGCACAGUGCUUGAAACAAUGAGAAAUUGCUUAGGGUGGAGUUUAAUAUGAAAAAGAAAAUGUCAGUCUAUUUAAUAUCAGAUGAAUCCUUUGUUUUAGAUUAAAAUAGACUUGGCCAUCAAUUAAAGUAUUUGUUCCAUAUUAUUUUCAUUUGCAAGUGUUAUGCAUUUUCAGCUGCCUUUGACUUAAAGGGAUAGUUCACCCAAAAAUGAAAAUCCUCUCAUCGUUUACUCCCCCUCAUGCCAUGCUUGAUGUGUAUGACUUUCUUUCUUCUGCAGAACACAAAUUAUGAUUUUUAGAAUAACAUUUCAGCUCUUUAGGUCCAUACAAUGCAAGUGAAUGGGUGCCAAAUUUUGACACUUCAAACAGCACAUAAAGGCAGCAUAAAAAUAAUCCAAACGACUCCAGUGUUUUAAUCCAUGUCUUCAGAAGUGAUAUGAUAGAUGUGGGUGAGAAACAGAUCAAUAUUUAAUUUUUUUUUUUUGCAAGAAAUUCUUCUCCCUGCCCAGUUGGGGGCGAUAUGCAUGAAGAAUGUGAAUCACCAAAAACAGGAGAAGAAUGGGAAAGUUAAAGUGGAGACCGACUGAGCAGGGAGGAGAAUUUACAGUAAAAAAUGACUUAAAUAUUGAUGUGUUUCUCACCCACACCUAUCAUAUCGCUUCUGGAGACUUUGAUUCAACCACUGGAGUCAUAUGGAUUACUUUUAUGCUGACUUGUGUGAUUUUUGGAGCUUCAAAAUUUUGGCACCCAUUCACCUGCAAUUGAAAUUCUUCUAAAAAUCUUAAUUUGUGUUCUGCUGAAGACAGUCAGUGAUGAGAGAAUUUUCAUUUUUGGGUAAACCAUCCCUUUAAUGUGAUUUAACCAAGUAGGACAUCCUUGUUGGUUCCGAAACAACACUACAAUUCAUAGGGGCAGUUCUAUGGUCAAUGAAUAUUCGGGGCUUAGCCCAGACCCCUGUGGAUAUGUAUGGGGCCAUGCUUUGAUGAAAUUUUGGAAUACAGAACACUUUUUAAUAAAAAUUUAAAUGUUUAAUCUGUGAGGUGUCAUAUUUAUAACAAAUCUUUAAAUAUUACUGAAACUAUAACUAAAAGGUCCCACUAACUUCAGUCUAAGCCUCAGGUAUGCUCAAAGAUCAGAAGUUAUUUGCCUUUAACACACACACAAACACAUGUUGGUGCAGCUAACCUUAUGAGGACUCUUCAUAAACAAUUUUAUACUGUACAAACUAUAGAUU
Molecule: messenger RNA, 5392 nt
Organism: Myxocyprinus asiaticus (Chinese sucker)
Lineage: Eukaryota; Metazoa; Chordata; Actinopteri; Cypriniformes; Catostomidae
Gene: ptprh
Product: protein tyrosine phosphatase receptor type H
Exons: 18
Coding region: 225-3233 (1002 amino acids)
Biological process (GO): protein dephosphorylation
Molecular function (GO): protein binding; protein tyrosine phosphatase activity
Source: RefSeq, a predicted model, not a curated record